AUGGAUAUCCAAAAAAUAAUCAGUGAUACAAUUAUGGAAACUCCUAAGGAUGAGAUUUUGAAAUAGUUUAAUGAAAGAAAUAUCUAAGUUGCUACAAUUAUAAAAGAGAAACUUUUGAAAUGGAAUAGUUCACAAUUAAUAAAUUUUGAAAUAAAUACUUUAGAAAUAUGUUUUGGAGUUUUCUUUUUACAAAUUAUAAAAUAAUCUUAAAAUCAAUAAAUCAGAAAUCAGCUUGGAAUAUUUAUGAAUUAAAAUUAAUAGCUAAAAGAUAUCAAUCAAUAGAAAUACAUUGAACUUUGUCGGAAAGUUUUUAAUAAAUCUUUGAUAAGCCUUUCUCCUCUAAACUUAGACUUUAAAACUAUAGAUGAUUAGUUAUAAGAAAGUUUUAUUGGUGAAAUCUAUAUAUCUGGAAAAUAAUCUUAAUAUUAUCAAAGUGAUAAAUUUUCCAAAAAGGAACCCAUAAAAUAUUAUAUAUUUUUAUUUCAAAGUUUAUAGGUUAAUGGGACGAAACUACAUCUGAUAUUUUCAACUAAUAAAGAUCCUCAAUUCCCUUAAUAGUAGUUCUAAUAAUAAAAUUAAUUACCAUUUCAAUAAUAAUUUAAUUAAAAUAUAUAAGGAAAUAUUUUUCCUAACAACUUUUAGUAACCAUAGAAUCAAGGAUUAAUUCAAGGAUAGAAUCAAGGAUAAAAUCAAAUUUAAUUACCAAGGCUUCUUUCAUAUCCUAUUUAAUAACCAAAUAAUAGUCAAUUUAAUAUAAGAAGUACUUAACUUAAUAAUAAUGAGUAAUAAAAAAACAAUUAAAAUCAACCAACAUUUAAUAAUUUCAAUAAUUAAUAGUUCCAACCACCUAAUUAGAAUACUAGUAUUAAUAAUAAUGAGUAAUAAAAAAACAAUUAAAAUCAACAAACAUUUAAUAAUUUCAAUAAUUAAUAGUUCCAACCACCUAAUUAGAAUACUAGUAUUAAUAAUAAUGAGUAAUAAAAAAACAAUUAAAAUCAACAAACAUUUAAUAAUUUCAAUAAUUAAUAGUUCCAACCACCUAAUUAGAAUACUAGUAUUAAUAAUAAUGAGUAAUAAAAAAACAAUUAAAAUCAACAAACAUUUAAUAAUUUCAAUAAUUAAUAGUUCCAACCACCUAAUUAGAAUACUAGUAUUAAUAAUAAUGAGUAAUAAAAAAACAAUUAAAAUCAACAAACAUUUAAUAAUUUCAAUAAUUAAUAGUUCCAACCACCUAAUUAGAAUACUAGUAUUAAUAAUAAUGAGUAAUAAAAAAACAAUUAAAAUCAACAAACAUUUAAUAAUUUCAAUAAUUAAUAGUUCCAACCACCUAAUUAGAAUACUAGUAUUAAUAAUAAUGAGUAAUAAAAAAACAAUUAAAAUCAACAAACAUUUAAUAAUUUCAAUAAUUAAUAGUUCCAACCACCUAAUUAGAAUACUAGUAUUAAUAAUAAUGAGUAAUAAAAAAACAAUUAAAAUCAACAAACAUUUAAUAAUUUCAAUAAUUAAUAGUUCCAACCACCUAAUUAGAAUACUAGUAUUAAUAAUAAUGAGUAAUAAAAAAACAAUUAAAAUCAACAAACAUUUAAUAAUUUCAAUAAUUAAUAGUUCCAACCACCUAAUUAGAAUACUAGUAUUAAUAAUAAUGAGUAAUAAAAAAACAAUUAAAAUCAACAAACAUUUAAUAAUUUCAAUAAUUAACAAUUUCAAAUUAUCAAUUAAUAAUUCCAACAACCUCAUUAGAAUAAUAUUAUUAAUAAUAAACAAAACAAUAAUAUUUUUAAGAAUAAUGCUUAGAAUUUUUAAAUAUAAAAUAAUACUUAAAAUUAAUCUAUUAAUAUGAAUAAUAACAAUGGAAAUCAAUUUAAUUUUAAUAACAAUAAUAAUUAAUUUUAAUAAAAACCUAAUAAUAAUAUUGGUAAUGAUUGUUAAAAUAUUGGGAUUAAAAAUAAUGUGACUACUAAUUUAUUCAAUAAUAAUCAUUAGUUUAAUAAUCCUUAACUUUAAUUUUAAAAUCAUGCUUAGAAUAAUAUAAUAUAACUGUCACCUAUAACUGUUUAACAACCUAAUUUUGCUGCUAAUCCUAUUUUGCCAUAAACUUGUAAUGAUCCUAGUAUAUUUUUUACUGUAACAAUGAAUUCUAAUUAAGAAGAUGAAUAAUAAGAGAAAAUAGUAAAUAAUUUUAGUAGAUUACAAACAAAUAUUAUUACAAAAGUUGAAGAUAAUUCUACAGAAUGUGAUAUAUGCUGUGAAAAAUAUUAUUUAAAUUCUGAUUAAGUAAUUAUAACUCCAUGCUGCAAGAAAAAGGUUCACUUGUAAUGUACAUAAUAUGAUUUAAAUGAAAAAGCAAAGUUAAACAUGAAUUUUUAAAAAAUUGUUUGUCAUGUUUGUGGACAAUCCCUUAAAUAAUACUAAGAUUAUCUAAAAAGUAAUAUUUCUAUUGGAGUAUAUGUCAAAAUAAUAAAGUGUGAGAUUACAGCAAAUAUUCCCUCAAUAUGCUGUAAAUGUUCCUCACCAAUAUAAGCAAGUUUAGAAAGCAAAUAGGUAGAAAUAGAAUGUUUAAAAUGUAAUACAAAACUUUGUAGUCUUUGUUAUUAAGAAUAUCAUGGUGAAAUCUAAACAGUAUAUUUAAAAUUUAAAUUAGAAUUAAAAAUGUCCAAGUCUAUUAACAGAGAUUCAGAAAGCUAUUGCAGAUAUGCCAAUUCUUGUUUGUCCAUUUUGUAAUUUAAUGCAAACAAAAGAUAAUAAAUGUAAUCACGUGACUUGCUAUGGUUGCAAGAUAGAUCUUUGUUCAGCAUGUUCUGUUGAAAGAUUUCCCAUAUUGGAACAUGGCAAUCAUUACCACAGAGUGGGUUGUCCUGACUAUGCACCAUUGAUAAAAAAUGGCGAAGUAGUAACAGAACCAGAAUUUUUGAGAAGAAAAUGUAAAAGAUGUAAAGAGACUAAUUAACCAUGCCAAUAUCCAAUAAGUUUAGACGAAUACAAAAAAGAAAAAUAGUUUUGA
Molecule: messenger RNA, 3001 nt
Organism: Paramecium pentaurelia
Lineage: Eukaryota; Ciliophora; Oligohymenophorea; Peniculida; Parameciidae
Source: the annotation of a GenBank genome assembly